Colletotrichum siamense is the source of this 1512-nucleotide messenger RNA. RefSeq names its product Acid phosphatase (gene phoA-1). The record is from RefSeq and is a predicted model, not a curated record. Bases 1 to 1512 code for a protein of 503 amino acids. Gene Ontology annotation, biological process: phospholipid catabolic process. Gene Ontology annotation, molecular function: hydrolase activity, acting on ester bonds. The transcript has a single exon. NCBI's taxonomy places the organism in Eukaryota, Fungi, Ascomycota, Sordariomycetes, Glomerellales, Glomerellaceae.
AUGGUUCGCUUCCUUGCGCUUCUCGCCGCCGCGAGCAUCGCCGCGGCUGCUCCUGCUUGUGAUGCCGGCAAAAGCAAUGACUGGGACAACAAGGACCAUGGCAAAGGCAAUGGCAAAGACAACGACUACGGCCACGGCAAGGGCAACAACAAUGGCGGCGACUGGGGCAAUGGCCAUGGCAACGGCAAUGGCCACGGAAAUGGCAACGGCAACGGCAACGGUGGUCACGGACACCCUACUCCGACUAUCUCUGCCAGUGUCUCUUCCACUGCCGUCAACACUGCGGCCGACAUCCAGUACACCUCGACUGCCAGCGCCGAUGUGGCUGCCGCCGCCGCUACUGCCAAGACCGAGUCUCCUACCUCUCACGUCAAGGGCAAGGUCUUCGACCGCAUCAUGCAGGUCUACCUCGAGACCACCGCCUACAACAACUCCAUCGCCGACCCCAACUGCCAGGCUCUCAUCAACCAGGGUAUCCUUCUCACUGAGAUGUACGGCAUUGGCACUCCUUCUCAGCCUAACUACGUUGCCCCCGCCAGCGGUGACGACUUCGGCACCAACAGCGAUUCUUUCCUCUUGGUUGACAAGAACGUCUCCACGAUUGUCGACCUCCUCGAGGACAAGGGCAUCAGCUGGGGUGACUACAACGAGGGUCUCCCCUACACCGGCUUUGAGGGCUUCGAGUACGACAAUGAGGAGGAGGGUGACUACGCUCGCAAGCACAACCUCCUCGUCCGCUUCGACUCCGUUACGCUCAACCCCGAUCGCCUGGCCAAGAUCAAGAACCUGACUCUCUUCUACGAGGACCUCGAGAACGACCGCCUUCCCCAGUGGCUGUUCGUCACCCCCAACCUGUACAACAACGGCCACGACACCAACAUCUCCGUCUCUUGCAACUGGACCCGCAGCUUCGUCGAGCCCCUCCUCCAGGACCCCAAGUUCAACGAUGGCCGCACCCUUGUCUACAUCACCUGGCAGGCCAACGGCCAGUACCCUCUCGAACGCAACCACGUCGCCGGUAUCCUCCUCGGCUCCGCCGUUCCCAAGGAGCUCGUCGGCACCAAGGACAACGCCUUCUACAACCACUACUCUGAGCUUUCUUCCGUCCAGGCCAACUGGGAUCUCCACACCCUCGGCCGCUGGGACGUCGGUGCCAACGUUUGGAACUUUGUCGGCUCCAAGACCGGUGACAAGAUCCGCGAGUGGAGCACCAAGAUCGCCGGCGAUAUCUUUGAGAACUACUACUGGAACCAGAGCUAUGGCGGUGUCUUCAGCAGCGACUCCAACACCUCCCACUUGUACGUCGCUCCCAACCUGGACAUUCUCGGUGGUGGCUACCGUUCCAUCCUCCCUGCCAUUGCCAAGCUCUGGUACGGAUCCCGCCUUCCCGACUACUACAGGAACAUCAUCGAGCUCCCUGAUGCCUUCCACCCCCCUAAGGGCUACGAGGUCACCAUUGGUCUCACUCCCCCUGAGCCCAUUGAGACCCCUAUUCGCGUCUACCCCGCUUAA